AACCAAUCUGGCUCAUAAUUAAAUUUGCAGUAUAAAUAAAGCGUGUCCCGAAAAUAAGAGAGACCAGUCAGUAGGGAGAUUGAAUCGAGGUUGAAGAGUGUUGUAUUGUGUCGUGGCACAGAAAAACGAAGCUCAGAAAAAGAGAGAGAGAGAGAGAGAGAUUGAAGAAGCGAUUUUUUUUAUGUGAAAUUGAAGAGUGAAUGAAAAAUCUCAAUCCCAUCCAUGGAUGAGCAAUUGAAUUUGAGCUGAAUCGGCGUCGUUUCGAUUUCACUCGGUCACACUACUGUUUCUCUGAGCCUGACUCGGUCAGAUUCUUGUAAACGCUUCUUCUCCGCAAACCCUAGAUAUUGGAGAUUGAUGUGAUGACCUCUUCACCUACCUAUCUGCAUGCAGUGCUGAAUUGAUACCUCUUGUUUUUAUCUCAUGCUAUUUUAGUUGUGUAACAUCUAACAGUGCCUGUUUAAUUUGUUACACCUUGCUGAAUAAUAAGCAGAUCAAUAUACUCAAAUUUAAAGUUUUGCGAUAUUAAUUAGCAUUGAAUGAGAGCAUUUGUCAAUUACAUUAUCAGUGGAGUUGAAAGGAACAUUUUGGUUCGGGGAAAAAGCAUCUUUGUAAAGUUUUUGGAUGUACUUUCUAGUUUGGUUUGAGAAAAGGGGAAAUGCUACCAACCUGGAAGUAUUAUAACAUUGAUUUCACUACUCCAGUAUGCGAUCUAUUUUUUUUCAGUGGUGCAUUUAAUAAUAAACAUAUUGAUGUUAUGGUAUAAGAAGAAAAAUGGAGCAUGUUUUGGAGAAAAGAUUUCCUCUUAAUGCAGAAGAUUACACAUUAUAUGAAGAAGUUGGUGAAGGCGUUAGUGCCUCCGUAUACAGGGCUCUCUGUGUUCCACUCAAUGAGAUAGUGGCCAUCAAGGUUCUUGAUCUAGAGAAGUGCAAUAAUGACUUGGAUGGCAUUCGUAGAGAGGUACAGACCAUGAACUUGAUUGAUCACCCGAAUGUUUUACGGGCACAUUGCUCUUUUACUGCUGGACACAAUCUAUGGGUUGUGAUGCCAUACAUGGCAGGGGGGUCUUGCCUUCAUAUAAUGAAAUCUAACUAUCCUGAGGGUUUUGAAGAGCCUGUUAUUGCUACUUUAUUGCAUGAAGUUCUCAAAGCUCUUGUCUAUCUUCAUGCCCAUGGUCACAUACAUAGAGAUGUAAAGGCUGGGAAUAUUCUGCUUGAUUCUAAUGGUGCAGUCAAACUAGCUGACUUUGGAGUGUCAGCAUGUAUGUUUGAUACUGGAGAUAGGCAACGUUCAAGAAACACUUUUGUUGGAACACCUUGCUGGAUGGCUCCUGAAGUUAUGCAGCAAUUACAUGGAUAUGAUUUUAAAGCAGAUAUAUGGUCAUUUGGUAUAACGGCACUUGAACUUGCUCAUGGUCAUGCCCCAUUUUCCAAGUAUCCACCUAUGAAGGUUUUGCUCAUGACUUUACAAAAUGCCCCUCCAGGUCUUGACUAUGAAAGAGACAAAAAAUUUUCAAAGGCUUUCAAAGAGUUGGUUGCCACCUGCUUAGUAAAAGACCCAAAAAAGCGUCCAAGUUCAGAAAAGCUUUUAAAACACCACUUCUUUAAACAAGCACGUGCCAGCAAAUAUUUAGCUCGCACCAUUUUAGAAGGCCUUGCUCCUUUAGGAGAUCGUUUUAGAAUGCUGAAGGCUAAAGAGGCGGAUUUAUUGGUGCAGAACAAGGCUCUUUAUGAAGAUAAAGAUCAAUUAUCUCAGAAAGAAUAUAUUCGAGGAAUCAGUGCCUGGAAUUUUAACCUGGAGGAUUUGAAAAGUCAAGCCGCUCUUAUUCAAGAUGAUGACAUACCUAAUGCAGAAGAGCCACAAAGGGAUAAGAAGCAAAAAGACAGAUUGGACAACUUCAAAGUUUCUGCAGAGAGGCUAUCAGCUGGAGCAGCUAAUCAUUCAGAUGAUGCACCCACGCAGGACAAGGAGGAUUUACAUCUCUUAUUUCAGGAUGGAUUCAACAAUCUUCAGGAUUUGGAGGGUUCACUUGUUUCAUUUCCUACUAAACCUCUUCAAGCACUUAAAGGGUGCUUUGAUAUGUGUGAAGAUGACAUUAAUAACAGCAGUCCAAGAGAUUUGGAUCAUGAUGGAAGAAUUGACAAUGAAAGCUCUAGGCCAAGUACUUCAUUACAACAAAAUACUACCAGUCAGCAAAAAAAGUUUCCAAGUGGUUCUUUACUACCUGAUAAUUUUCUUUUUCCCAAAAUGGUUGUUACUGAUGGGGACAGGGAUUAUCUACAAACAAAGUAUUCUUCAGAGAGGAAUCACAGUGGUCCAUUGCAAUAUCGGCAGAAAAGAGACACCAACAACCUUCCACUGGUUGAUGACACAUCGGAUGGAGCAUUUUUCCGGCGUAGGGGGCGGUUCACAUUGACAGAUCUCAGUCCAAUGGGUCCUUCAAACAGCACAUCUGGCCCAGUUGUUAGUCCUACCAGUCCACCAAAUCAAAAUUUCAUGUCUACCGCUAUUCUUCCAUCACUGCAGUGCAUCUUGCAACAUAAUGGUUUGCAGAGGGAAGAGAUUAUUAAAUUAAUAAAGUAUGCCGAACAAUCUUCUGGCAAGAAUACAGAAUCAGUAGAGGCAGGGACAGGUGAUAUGUUGCAGGCACCACCUGCAACAACUAGGGAGCGAGAGCUGCAUUUUCAGGUGAUUCAACUCCAACAGAGCAUUGGAAGCCUUGUUGAGGAAUUGCAAAGACAAAAGAUGAAAAAUGUUCAGUUGGAAAAACAGUUGAACAGUAUGGCUAACAGAGUGGAAAAGUGAACAAGAAGAUAUGAACUUUAUCAUGGUUUGACUGAUAUUGAAACACCCGACGUUCAGUGGUAACAUUCAAUGAUGGUUUGAGACAUACUUGAGGGAUGGGGGAACGUCUCAAUUGUAGUUGUAUUACCAUAUGUGAACUUUUGUUUGCGGCAGACACUACUACUAAUUUUUGAGAUGCUAUUCCUUGAGUUACAUGUAAAAUGUAAUUUAUUGAGAUAAUGAGAUCUUGUAAUUUAAACACCUCUUUCUCUCUUAUAUCCUACCUAAAAGUUACCCUUCAGAAUUCAGAUGAACGCAAAUAACUACAUAGCUCAGUAAUGUAGCAAUCUGUCGUUCUGUGUUUCAAUAAAUUCAUAUCACCAGACAACCAAAUCCUGACAUACACAGAAUGUUGGCUAGAAUGGCUAGUGUUGAAGUGUAUUGAAUGGUUGAUGGAAAUUAGAAAUUUCAUUUAUAUUGCUGACAAUAAA
Glycine soja is the source of this 3275-nucleotide messenger RNA. RefSeq names its product serine/threonine-protein kinase BLUS1-like. NCBI's taxonomy places the organism in Eukaryota, Viridiplantae, Streptophyta, Magnoliopsida, Fabales, Fabaceae. Gene Ontology annotation, biological process: protein phosphorylation. Gene Ontology annotation, molecular function: protein serine/threonine kinase activator activity; ATP binding; protein kinase activity. Bases 775 to 2805 code for a protein of 676 amino acids. The record is from RefSeq and is a predicted model, not a curated record. The transcript is spliced from 21 exons.